Messenger RNA from Hemiscyllium ocellatum (epaulette shark), 2669 nucleotides. RefSeq names its product gamma-aminobutyric acid receptor subunit alpha-2-like. NCBI's taxonomy places the organism in Eukaryota, Metazoa, Chordata, Chondrichthyes, Orectolobiformes, Hemiscylliidae. The record is from RefSeq and is a predicted model, not a curated record. The transcript has 10 exons. The coding region runs from base 209 to 1588 and encodes 459 amino acids. Gene Ontology annotation, biological process: synaptic transmission, GABAergic; regulation of postsynaptic membrane potential; signal transduction. Gene Ontology annotation, cellular component: postsynapse; dendrite membrane; synapse. Gene Ontology annotation, molecular function: inhibitory extracellular ligand-gated monoatomic ion channel activity; GABA-A receptor activity; benzodiazepine receptor activity.
GCACUCGGAGCAAGGCAACUUUCCGGGCUGCAGGCUGCUUCUCCUCCAGCAGCAGGAGCAGCAGCAGCAGGCUGAGUGCAGGAGCGCAGCAAUUAAGCAGGAGCCCCCGGCCCCUAUCCCUCCCUCCCUCCCCCCACCUCCCACCACCUCCAGUCACCCCUCCCCCCAAGUUCCCCCCCGCAUCUCCCUCGGGAGCCCAGGAGCAGCAAUGAAGAGAAGUCUGACCAUGAACAAAUUUCUGCCUUCAGCCCUUAUUAGUCUGGCGUUGGUUGUCUCCUGGCUAGCAGGAAGAGGGGAACCUGGUUCAGUGGAAGAUGAAGCAAGGGACAACAUCACUAUCUUUACAAGAAUUCUUGACCGACUCUUGGACGGCUAUGACAAUCGGUUGAGACCAGGAUUAGGAGAAAGAAUAACAGAAGUCAAGACAGACAUCUAUGUGACAAGUUUUGGACCUGUAUCAGACACAGACAUGGAAUACACAAUCGAUGUGUUCUUUCGACAAAGUUGGAAAGAUGAAAGACUUAAAUUUAAAGGCCCAAUGAACAUUCUUCGAUUGAACAACCUGAUGGCCAGUAAGAUAUGGACACCAGACACAUUCUUUUAUAAUGGCAAGAAGUCAGUGGCACAUAACAUGACCAUGCCAAACAAGCUGCUACGAAUCCAAGAUGAUGGGAAGCUUCUGUACACAAUGAGGCUUACUGUCCAAGCAGAAUGUCCAAUGCACUUGGAGGAUUUUCCAAUGGAUGCACAUGCUUGUCCCUUGAAAUUUGGGAGCUAUGCGUAUACAAGUACAGAGGUGAAUUACAAUUGGACCAAUGAGCCAGCAAAAUCUGUGGUCGUCGCAGAAGAUGGCUCACGCCUGAAUCAGUAUGAUUUGUUGGGACAAACUGUGGGUGAAGAACUUGUCCAGUCCAGUACAGGGGAAUACAAAGUCAUGACAACGUACUUCCACCUGAAGAGAAAAAUUGGCUAUUUUGUGAUCCAGACCUACCUGCCAUGUAUCAUGACUGUCAUUCUUUCACAAGUGUCAUUUUGGUUAAACAGAGAAUCAGUGCCUGCAAGGACUGUCUUUGGAGUUACAACAGUGCUUACAAUGACAACUCUGAGCAUCAGUGCUCGAAACUCGCUUCCAAAAGUUGCAUAUGCAACCGCCAUGGACUGGUUUAUUGCUGUCUGCUAUGCCUUUGUGUUCUCUGCAUUAAUAGAAUUUGCCACAGUAAAUUAUUUUACAAAACGAGGCUGGGCUUGGGAUGGCAAAAGUGUUGUGAAUGAUAAGAAGAAAGACAAGGCUUCUGUCAUGAAGAAGAAUAAUGCUUAUGCUGUGGCAGUUGCCAAUUAUGCACCUAACAUCACCAAGGACUCAGCACUACCAACAAUUGCAAAGAGUGCAACUGCAGAGCCAAAAGAAGCCAAACCAGAGACCAAGCCACAGGAGGCCAAGAAAACAUUUAAUAGUGUAAGCAAAAUCGACAGAAUGUCCAGGAUAAUGUUCCCUGUUUUAUUUGGAACGUUCAAUUUAGUGUACUGGGCAACAUAUUUAAACAGAGAAACUGUUGUUAAAGAGAUGAGUGAUGGUGCAGCAAAGUAGUCAUUGAUGCAUUUUAAGGCAAGUGGAAUUUCUAAAGGGUAAUGAUGCCAAAUGCAACCUGUAAUUGCUAAUCUAUGUACUUUGGUAUGUUUAUAGAAAUAAGCCUUUAUUUUGUCAUGAUUCACACACAGAAGAGUUGCAAAGUCCACAUGAUCCACAACUUGAUUUAGAAAAUGAAUUGUAUUGCGGAAUCAAUUAAAGGAGAAUUGAAACAAGAUAUGGGACAUUAGUAUCGACGAGAUGUGGAGUAGGUUGUAAUGAUGAGUGGGUCAUUUUCAAUUUGAAUAUCUGCGGAAUUAACCUGAUGGAACAGACCACUCAUUCAUUGUAGACUCCAAAACAUUUGCUCCAUGGAAAAUUAUUGAAUGCAAAUUAGGUAUGAUCCAUAAUGGGUGAGCAAUCACUCUGCCUGGUUGCUACCCAGCUGGUAAACUUGAAAUUUGCUUCCACAGAGGUGUAAUGGUGAAAACUUGGGUUCAUAUGUUCAAAUGGUUUGUACCAUACAACUGUUUGCAAGGUUUUGCAUUGCAGAUACUUAAAAUCAAAGAGUUCAUAUGUUAGCACUUAUUGGUUGAAUUUAAUAAUUAGGUUACACUCCUGUCAUUUUUUUAUUGUAAGACCACAUGUUAUAUGAAAGUGUUGAUGAUUAACAGUAGUACUUAGUGAUUUUUAAUUUCCGCAGUCUAGUACACAACUGACAUCGGUUCCAGUGAAAAACUUUAACUUGUAAAAAGAAUUGUUUCUUAUAUACUGCAAGAGAUAAUUAAUGUUUAAAUAAACACAAGAAAUAGGUUUCUCAAAAAAUUUCAAAACACAACUUUAAUGUUUAUUUUAUUGUAUUUCUUCCACAUUUGUUUUGUGCUGCCAUUUUGGUUUUAAUGUUAAAUAUGACGCAUGUGAUUUGGGGAUUUGCAUGAUGAUACUGGUGCUGAGGUCGCAGAGCACAUUGUGUGACAUACCCAACAAUGGCAUCAUACAAUGCACAGACAAAGUGCCUCAGUAACCACAUUAACAUCUCUGAAAUCCAUUUUAUCUUCUGAACCAACUUUAACAAUGCAGAACCUUGAGGGAUACAAUAAAG